Molecule: messenger RNA, 299 nt
Organism: Staurois parvus
Lineage: Eukaryota; Metazoa; Chordata; Amphibia; Anura; Ranidae
Source: the annotation of a GenBank genome assembly
ACCCCACUUCUCCUCUUGAGAAACUAUUGCAGUGCUGUGGGCUGCACUUCAAGAAGCUUGCUAUACCCAGAGAGCCACAUGUGGACCAGGAGGAAGACCCUGCCAGGGGCGGACUGACAACUCAUGGGGCCCUUGGGCAAUAGGGGAUCAUGGGGCCCGUGUCCUUGCCCAAACUCAAAAAAGCCUAUGAAAAAGGUACCAGGGGCAUCUCAUGGGGCCCCCUACUGACCCCGGGCCCUCGGGCAGUGCCCGAGUUUCCAAAUGGUCAGUCCGCCCCUGGACCCUGCUAUGCUGCUGUG